Messenger RNA from Ostertagia ostertagi, 585 nucleotides. The record is from the annotation of a GenBank genome assembly. Lineage: Eukaryota; Metazoa; Nematoda; Chromadorea; Rhabditida; Trichostrongylidae.
AUGCAGAUAGACGAUGCGCCAGUACGACUGGACAUGUGCAGGACCUUACUAGAAGACGAGAAAUGCAAUCGUACUAUGCCCAUCAUGAAUGGACACUAUCCGGCAACGAAACCAGACGACCGACUAGUCGUACGUAUCAGUCCGGAUCGAGGAAAAUAUUUCACGACGUCAACGGAAUUCUACCCGUACAACUGUCAUAUUUUGAAAAAUGGCGAACUCACAACGGAGGAGAACGCUUUCGUUUUAGGAGGAUGCCCUCACAAGAAAAAUGUGGCUAUCUACCAGUCGAAAAUUCCCAUAAGAGUUGAGUUUACCAUGCGAGAUGUGCUCGAAGAGUUUCAAACGCAGAUGAGCGGUAACUAUAUUGUAAAAUGCGUUGUAGCCGAAUGCUCCAGAAUGAAAUCAUAUAAUUUUUUAUGGUACGUCAUCCCUUAUUGCUCCAGUUUGCAGAAGUGCCCUGCCUACGACCACUGUGAGAGGGGAAUUGAAUGGAAUCCUGGUGUUCAACACGUCAACGUCUACCAAACACCUGCAGCUAUUAAAAUGAGAUUCUAUCCCAUGUAUCAAAGUGCCCAUCGACACUGA